UCUGAAAUUGAAAGUAAAAGUCGAUAAGAAAGAAACUUCUCCAUUUCUGCGCCGGUCGCGCCUUAAGGAUGAGCCGCGGCUCCAGCGCUGGCUUUGACCGUCACAUCACUAUCUUUUCCCCCGAGGGGAGACUCUACCAAGUCGAGUAUGCAUUCAAAGCAAUAAACCAGGGUGGCCUUACAACAGUGGCCGUGAGGGGGAAGGACUCAGUCGUUGCCGUGACCCAGAAGAAAGUGGCAGACAAGCUCAUUGAUGCCAGCACUGUCACAAACCUUUAUCAUUUGACUGACAAGAUUGGUUGUGUCAUGACUGGAAUGCUCGCGGAUUGUCGCUCCCAGGUUCAGAGAGCACGCUAUGAAGCUGGCAAGUGGAAAUACAAGUAUGGCUAUGACAUCCCUGUGGACAUGUUGUGCAAGCGAAUGGCUGACAUCUGUCAGGUUUACACUCAGAAUGCGGAGAUGAGACCUUUGGGAUGUUGUAUGAUUAUGUUUGCAAUUGACGAUGAGAGAGGACCCCAGCUUUACAAGUCCGAUCCUGCCGGUUACUACUGUGGCUACAAGGCUACCAGCGCAGGGGUCAAACAAAUAGAAGCCAACAGCCACUUGGAGAAGAAGAUUAAAAAGAAGCCAGACCUGACUUACAAGGCCACCGUCGAGCUGGCCAUUUCCUGUCUGUCCACCGUCUUGGCACUUGACUUUAAAGCCACGGAGAUCGAGGUCGGGGUGGUCACAGCCGACAAUCCCAAGUUCAGGAGCCUCCGUGUGACGGAGAUCGAAAAGCAUCUCGUGGACAUUGCCGAAAGAGAAUAGCUCCUUCAAGCGUUUGAGAGAACCGCAGUGAAGCAAAACUCUGCCAACUUGAGGAAGUUGGAAGACAAAUCCAGGGAGACUUGAAGCAAGAAAAUUGGGUCAGGAUGUUUAAAAAAAACCCUGCAUCCCUCAUUCUUUCAACCCACUUUGUACACACUAUACCCUAGAUAGAAAACUUCUAGCAAUUCAAAGAAAACUGCUGUAACUUUUGCAAAGAGUUCAUUGUCUAAUUAGUAUAAGACUCAGCAAAUUUCAUAAUAAAAGGGGAAUUUAACAUGCAAACAAA
This is a messenger RNA of Chiloscyllium plagiosum (whitespotted bambooshark), 1095 nucleotides long. RefSeq names its product proteasome subunit alpha type-6-like. NCBI's taxonomy places the organism in Eukaryota, Metazoa, Chordata, Chondrichthyes, Orectolobiformes, Hemiscylliidae. Gene Ontology annotation, cellular component: proteasome core complex, alpha-subunit complex; proteasome core complex. The record is from RefSeq and is a predicted model, not a curated record. Gene Ontology annotation, biological process: ubiquitin-dependent protein catabolic process.